Molecule: messenger RNA, 3267 nt
Organism: Fusarium mangiferae
Lineage: Eukaryota; Fungi; Ascomycota; Sordariomycetes; Hypocreales; Nectriaceae
Exons: 1
Coding region: 1-3267 (1088 amino acids)
Molecular function (GO): monoacylglycerol lipase activity
Source: RefSeq, a predicted model, not a curated record
AUGCUUCUCCUCCAUCAAGUCGGCAGCCUCAAGACAGGCGAAGUCGUUCGAUAUACUAUAACAUACAUACCUUCUCAAGACAGGAUCUUGCCGUCUCCUGAGAAGCUCUUCCUGCGCGUGCGCAACACCUCGGCCAUCGCUCUCCGAGCCGCUUUCGUCCACGGACCGUAUACUCUCUCCGCCGCCGCUUACCCCGCUGCGUUCAACCCCAACGAGAAGUUCGAAUAUCCCGAGCGUUAUGGAGUGCCAGAGUUUGAGCCCAUGGUCAAGGCGGGAGGCUCUUGGGAAUGUGAGCUUGUGGUUCCGGUUACAAUCCGACAGACUGCUGGGCUAGGAAGUCAUGGAGGCUUUGGAAAGGCGCCAGAGCAUGAUCAUGAAAGCGCCAGUUGGAUUGUUGAGGUCUCUUCGCAGAUUCUGUUCUCGACUUCUGCUGCUGUUGGCUUCGAGGUUGUGUUGGCUCGUGACAAAAAGUCCUUGAGCCUCAGCAGCUCGAGUCCGGUGGUCGGUGGACAAUCCCAAGUUCCUCAGCCUGGAAAGAUCAGCGACUACCAACAAGGUGUAGAGGCCAAAGAAGGACAUCAUUCUGCGCAGCCACGAGGUGUCUUUUCUCGCGCGAUACAACUCAAGGUCGAAGAUACUGCAGCACUGUGGAAUACUCCUAGACUUCCAGGCUGGGAUGACAAAGGAGAAGGGCGCGCUGAAAAGCGAUCAGGUGCAGAUCAGCAUGUAGAAAGUGUCGUCAAGACUGGCGAUCCCGAAACAAAGGGCGAUGAAUCAAAACCAGAGAAGCCCAAAAAGAAACAGAAAAAGGUCCACAUGGUAGUUCUGACACAUGGGCUGCACAGCAAUCUUGGCGCAGACAUGCUCUUCAUGAAAGAAAGCAUUGAUGCAGCUGUCAAGCAAGCCAAGAUCGAUGCCAAGGCACGGCGGGCCCGGGAACGAGCCGCGAGGAAGAAAUCAGGCAACGGCCUUGUCGAAUCAGAUUCUCACGAUACAAAGGACAUGGACAGAGUGGAGGGUGAAGAUGAUGACGAUGAUGAUGAAGAGGUUAUUGUUCGUGGCUAUUCAGGCAACUCGACCAAAACUGAACGAGGAAUUAAGUAUCUCGGGAAGAGGCUCGCUAGAUACGUCCUGUCCAUGACAUACCCAGAUCAGCCAUUCCUACCGACAGGGAAGGGAAUGACGGAUGCUAUAACUCAUAACUUUGAUAAGCAUGAUCCCCAGCAGAAACCGGUACACAAACACAGUACUAUUCAUCUCGGCAAGGAUGGGGCACAUCUUCACAAGGCGGAACGUCCAUACAAGAUUACCAGCGUAAGUUUCAUUGCUCACUCUCUUGGCGGUCUUGUUCAGACCUACGCCAUUGCAUAUAUACAAAAACACUCGCCACAGUUCUUCGACCUCAUCAAGCCAAUCAACUUUGUUGCUUUGGCUACACCAUUUCUGGGGCUGAGCAACGAAAACCCUCUAUACGUCAAGUUUGCCCUGGACUCUGGUCUCGUUGGCAGGACAGGAAAGGAUCUUGGUCUGACAUGGAGAGCGCCAACACUUGCACGGAGUGGUUGGGGCGCUAUUGUAGGAAACCUAGGAGAGACGGCGCAUAAGAAAGUUUACGGGGAGACGCAGCCAGAGUCGAAACCGCUACUAAGAAUCUUACCGACUGGCCCUGCACAUACCGCGCUGAAGAAGUUCCGAAACAGAACUGUGUACUCCAACGUGGUCAACGAUGGAAUUGUACCGCUUCGCACAAGUUGUCUUUUGUUCCUGGACUGGCAGGGACUCGGGCGUGUUGAAAAAGCUCGGCGAGAUGCUGGCUUGGUCGAAACAGUCGUUGGGUUCGGAUGGGCUGAGUUGACAGGCACGAAUCAGGCUCGCCAGAAGCAACUUGGGAACGGCUCAGCAGGACAGUCUGGUACUUCAUCUCCUAAGACCCACGAAGAUAUGCGCGAGGUUCCACAGCCACCAAGCACGGCUAUGGUUGAUGAUGACAGGGCGAGUCUGCGUUCUGUGGCCACGCCAUAUGGCGAUGAGGUACCGUCUGAUUCUGCUGAUUCAACCAACAGCGGACCAUUGGCGGGAUUCUUCAACUUCUUCAAGAGCAAUGAGCCACCAAAGCCCCCCAACGUGUCGCAGAAGCAGAAGAAGAUAUACUCCAAGAGCCAGACUCUCAAGCUUGAUGAGUUGGCUGAUGGCAGUGUUGACACCGCUUCUGAGACCGCUUCGACUAAACAGUCCAAGGUUACAACUGGUCAUGAGGGCGAAGAUGAGAUGACUGCUCCUCCAAGAACGACUAUCUUUGAAUCUGCUGGUGAUCUACUCAACCCCAAGGUACCCGAUGUUGAAUACCUGAUCGAUCCAUCAAAGCGGCCGCGAACUAUCUUCCAUGACCGCGUUUAUCACCCAGCUGAUAUACCUGGUCCACCAUUGAAGAGACGUCCUACUACAUUGGUCAGGAGGAAGACGGGCCAACGACAGAACUCGAUAGGACAGGCCUCUACCAGCAGCGCGGAUUCGUCGCCAUAUCCUCAUGUGAAUCACGAGGACAGUUCAUUGUCAGCUAAAGACUACGAUGAUACAGCGAACACGAAUCCGGAUAAAGAUAUUCAUGAAGUUAUUGACACUUCAAACAUGCGAGUUGAGGAGAAGAUUGCGAGAGCCUACCACAAGGACCUGUCCUGGAGAAAGGUUCUCGUCAAGGUUGAGCCUGACGCUCACAACAACGUUCUGGUCCGCCGUAUGUUUGCCAACGCGUACGGCUGGCCUGUCAUCAAGCACUUGGUCGAUGCCCACUUCAGCGACUCGGCGGCCUCUCGCCUCCGCGACGAGGACGAACACAACCGCGAGCGGGCCCGCAACAUGAACGAGCCUCCUGACGAGCACGGAGCCGAGCUCAAGAAGAGUCGAGACAACUUGGCAAGUAUGACUCGAACGGAUAGUGAGUCUCGGGAAGCUAUGGACAAGGUAUCGGAUCUUCCGAAGCCACAGCAGUCUCAGAGAGGGAGCGACGCAUCAACGCACCAGCGGCCUAAGGCGGAGCGAGCGGACUCAGUGACAUGGAGCGAGCGAGACUGGCACGAUAGCGACUGUGAGAGUGAUCUCGAUUUUGGAGGUGAUCUGCCUGCGCCAACGUCCCCGUCGGCGCUUCAUCAGCAGGACAAGGGCAAAGAGGCGCAGGGGCCGUCGGGCGGGUGGAACUGGGCGGAGAAGAUUGUGGGCAAGGGAGCUUCACGGGCGAAGAGUCCCGUGCAUGAAGCUAAAGAUGAAUAA